This is a messenger RNA of Dibothriocephalus latus, 450 nucleotides long. Lineage: Eukaryota; Metazoa; Platyhelminthes; Cestoda; Diphyllobothriidea; Diphyllobothriidae. The record is from the annotation of a GenBank genome assembly.
AUGUUACUACAAAUUGCUUUUACUUUUUGGAAUGUGCAGGCCCGAGAAGACAGUCGUAACUCCCUCAUAAAGCAUCUGAAAUCAUCCCUAACGAAGGAGAAACUGAAAACACUGAAGAACACCCUGAAAACCUGUUGCGAGACUGGGGAUCUCAGCCAGAAUGGAAGCGAGAUCACUGUGGUGAAGGACAACAUCCCAGCAGAGGGUGAGCUUCCAACUGAAGGAGAUCUGUUAGCAGAGGUUGGACAGUCCACAGCCCGUCUCAGGUCCGAGCUCAACAUCACUCGCCAACGGGCUGACCGGCUGCAAAUGCAGCUGGACACUCUUCGGGGCCUGCACUUGGCCACUGUGACCGGAAAGCCCCCAAAGCAGGCGAUUGAACGGCUCUUUGACCAACUGGCUUUUCUUGAGAAGCAGCAGGAACUCAAAAACAGACAUCUGGAGGAGUGA